This is a messenger RNA of Megalopta genalis, 9367 nucleotides long. RefSeq names its product RIMS binding protein (gene Rbp). Gene Ontology annotation, molecular function: protein binding. Lineage: Eukaryota; Metazoa; Arthropoda; Insecta; Hymenoptera; Halictidae. Gene Ontology annotation, biological process: neuromuscular synaptic transmission. The record is from RefSeq and is a predicted model, not a curated record.
GACAGCGUAGAAAUGACGUAAGCAAUGUCGAGCGAUCCCUAGCGGUAAAAGGGCUCUGUAUCGGCAUCGAUCGCGGAGUGACCCAUAUCUGGCGGUGACGGGAGUUCCUACCCCUGCUAUCGCGUCUCGGUUUACACCGAGGACUAUUCUCUGUCUCCCCACUCUCCUUCUCCCUCUCUCUCUCUCUUUCUCUGUCUCUCUUUCUCUUUGACAACCCCCGUCUGCACAUCUGCCCGGCUUUCGCCCCUUCGAACCUCUUCGGCCCCCUUCGGCCCUCUUCGGACCCCUCGAGCCCCACCAACUACCCUCUCGCACCGUUCCCUCCCGCCACCGCGCCCCUGGCCGAUCGCCUCGUCGCCUCCCCCCCGGCGCCCCGCCGACCCGUCGUCCCAGCGUCACCGUCACCGUCACCGUCACCGGUAGUUUCCCUCUUUCUCUCGUUUUCCCCGGUCAGGAUCCCCUUCCAGGUUCCACACCCCCGCCGGUGUUCAGAUCGGUGUCUACCCCCACCGGCGUGCCACUGGUUUCCCCUUUCUCCGGCGAACGAGGGAAUAUUCCUCCUCCUCCCCCGUUCCCAGCAGCCCUGCCGCCUGCCUUCCACGGUCGAGCAGAUCUUGGGGUUUGUACGGGAUGAUAGCCGAGUGAGAAAGCUCGCGAGUCCCGUGAACGUUUGCUCGUCAGCAGCAGCAGCAGCAGCAGCAGCAGUCCUGGCCUGCCACAAUCGCUUCGAUUCGGUCAUCGUAAGUGUCCGCGCGUUCCGUCAGAAACGAUAUCGAGCCACCGAUCACGAGCGAUCGCAUCAACGAAACUCCCGAACCGAGUAUCGUACUAGACCGAAUGCUAAAGAGGACGAGCCGGAAGGAAAGAGAGAAUCGCACGCCUAAACGUGGGAUCGCCGUGUGCAGCCUGGCAGGCCGCCGCAAAAGCCGCCAAUUAAUUAAGAUAGCUCCUAGAUACACGGUAGAUCGAUAGGGACUGGCCGUGAUAAAGACGGGCGAGGGUUUCAGACUUCAGGGAUGUUGCAGUGCUGUGGUGUUGGAGGUGGCGCUUCCACGGCACCUCAGGCUCCGCAGCUGCAGGAUACCGGAUCUGCUGUCGGGAUUACCACCUCCACGAAAACCACCAUCAUGCAGGACGCGGUUCUCGAAUCUAUCCUCGAGCAAAUGCGUGAGACCGAAGCUCGAAAAGCGGAUUUGGAGCGGCAACGCGUGGAUGCGCAGAAUCAAUUACGCGAAAAGAUAGCGGGCCGCUAUCAGGGCCCGGAAUCGGUCGAAGCGCUCCAAUCGAAGAUACGAGAGCUCGAGAAGAAGAAAGAGUUACAGAUCGUCAGGCACGAAGAAUUGUCGUUGGAGCUGACGAGCCUAAGACGCGCCCGAAGCAGAGGUCCGGUGGUAGGUCACUCGGUGAUGCCGACUUCUUGGCCACCGGCUGGUUCUGAAAUCGACAGAAUAAUAGCAAAUAGAGAACACGAUACUAGCAGAAUGUUGCACGAGUUGGAACAUAGCCGAGGAACCAUUACCACGCAGCAGCCAACGACCACGCAGGGCAUAUUGAGGUCCAGCUCGGAGAAUCUUCCGAAUCUCGGCCAGCAUCAACAACACCCGCCGCAUCCGCACGCCCUGAGCUUAGGAAUGCCGACGCAAAUGGCUCAUUACGCUGGUUCGCCGAUGCCAUUGACGCCGAUGAUGCCGGGUUGUCCGCCGUUGACGCCGAACGGUCCGCCGUAUCACUACAGCGAGCCGAUCCCGCCGGCGCCCUCGCUCUCCACCAGCCAAUCGCAGCCCGUUUUCCAACAAAAGAUGCAAUCGUAUCAGCAACAGCAACCGACCCACGCCGAUCUGCCGAGCUCCCAUUCGCAAAGUGCUUUGCCGUCGCAGCAGAAGCAGCAACAAGCGCACACACACUUUACGAGCAAUCAGUAUCAAGAGAGUUACCCGCAUACGCAAACCUACCACCAGCAGCCGCUUCAACAGCAACAACAGCAGCAACCACCCCAACACCCAGCCUCUACAACGUACCUGACGUCGUCGAGCCAAAGCGUGAUGCCUCAUUACACGCAACCUACCCAGACCGCUCAAACCUAUCAACUGAACGGAAGCCAGCAGUUUUUAUCCGGUCAAUUGUAUGUACAGGCAACAACGUAUCCAAGCUUAUCGAUAACGUCUCAUCCGAACGGGACGUACAGCACCGGGGCGAGUACGUACAGCGGGCCGAUUCCGCAUCACAACUACACGAUACCGCAGACGAGCAUGCCGCAGACCACGUUGUCGUCCCUGCCACCCUACUCGACAAGCUCCUAUCACACGACCCUCGGCCCGCUCACUAGCGUACCUCAAACCGUUCUUCCGUUUUCGAGCGUGCAGAGCAGCUUUGCCAAUAGCGGGUCGACUUACUCCACUGUCGGGACACUCGGGACCAACGUUUUCAGCGCGUCUGGCGUCGGUACAGGCACCAGUUCGACAGGCUUGUUGCAAACGAUAAGCGACCCGUUGCAAGCGAUGCAGCAACUCUCUGCCCAGUCCCAGGCGAACCAGCUUCAACAGCAGGCCAUCAUUCAACAAAUCCAGCAAAGUUUACGCGCCAGCUCGCCGACGACCGGAACCACGAGUCACCAUUACCUUGUGUCGAGGCAGAUGCCGAAGAUACCGAGCAGCAUACUCGCGAACCCCCUGGAUCGACUGACCAACGACAAUAUCGUUUCCGAGGGCCAAGUGGACAUGCUGGACAUACCCGGCAAGGGCAAAUGUUACGUCUACAUAGCUCGUUUCACAUACGAGCCGUUCCAACAUUCGCCGAACGAGAACCCGGAGGCGGAGCUGCCCGUCCAAGGCGGCGAUUACCUUCUGGUUUGGGGGCAGCCGGACGAGGACGGUUUCCUGGACGCGGAGUCUCUCGACGGUAGACGCGGCCUGGUCCCCGCUAAUUUCGUACAAAAAUUAGUCGGCGACGAUCUGUUGGAGUUCCAUCAGGCCGUGUUGGGCCUCAGGGACGUCGACGAUUCUGUUUCCACCAAUAUUCCCCAAGUGAGCAAUUGCUUUCUGCAGGACAUCGAUUUGGAGUUGGCGGCACUCGAGGAAGGGAACCGGAAUCGGCAGGCCGAACUGUCCGCGUACGCCGAGCUGGACAACAUCGCCGAGGAGGACGAGCAGGAGCCACCAGAAGUCUACCUGUUUUCGGACCUAGUUCCGGCGCCGCAGCAUCUCACUCUCGAGCGGCAACUGAACAAGAGCGUCCUGAUCGGCUGGACACCGCCGGAUAACACACAUCAGCUAGAAUCGUAUCACGUCUACGUGGACGGGGUGUUGAAGGUUACCGUGAAAGCUACCGAAAGGACCAGAGCGCUGGUCGAGGGAGUCGACUCCACCAGGCCGCACAGGAUAAGCGUACGUUCGGUGACGCAUUCGAGGAGAACGUCGCGCGACGCCGCGUGCACGAUGGUGAUCGGGAAGGACGUCGCGCUGGGCCCGACCGCGGUCAAGGCGUCGAACGUGACCGCCACCAGCGCCGUGAUAUCCUGGCUGCCGAGCAACAGCAAUCACCAGCACGUGGUCUGCGUGAACAACGUCGAGGUCCGAACCGUGAAGCCCGGCGUUUACAGACACACGAUCACCGGUUUGGCGCCCUCCACCAUCUACAGAGUGACCGUCAAAGCGAAGAAUCUCAGAGCGACCCACUUCGAGGACCAAAACACCCAGACGGCCAACAAUUUAGCGUGCCACGUCCACUUUAAAACGUUACCAAAGGGACUGCCAGAUCCUCCGGUCGAUAUCCAGGUGGAGGCUGGACCGCAGGACGGCACUUUGCUAGUGACCUGGCAGCCUGUUGCCCUAAACGGUUCGGCCGUCACCGGUUACGCGGUGUACGCCGAUGGCAAGAAGGUGACCGACGUGGACAGCCCCACCGGUGACCACGCUCUGGUCGACAUUCACAAACUGAUGGGUCUGAACCCGAAACAUAUCACGGUCCGAACGAAAAGCAGGGAAAGCCAGUCGGGGGACAGCUGCGCUACCGCGAUCCCCUGCAGCGUGCUUCGGAGCGGCACCGCGGUAGGCCCCGCGGCACACCUGCAGCAGCACAUGCAAGACCAAGGUCAGCCGCAGCCGUCCGGCGCGGGACAGCCGGACGAUCCUAACAGGCUUCGCAUGACCAGCGUCGCUCAGAGGUACUCGACGGCGCCGGUGCAGUCCCACGCCAGGAGGCACGGCGUUCCGAGGGUCGACGUCCAUGGCCAAGUGAUCAUCGAGACCGACGAGAAUCUGUCCGACAAAGAAAUUUAUCCUGGCCAGAGCAUGUCCCAUAUGGCAGUUCCAGAAAUCACCAAAGACUCGGCGAGCGAGGCAAAUUACAGCGAAGAAGAUGAUCCGUUGCGGCGAGUACGGGGCAUGCCAAUGCAUCACGCCGCUCAUUCUCGAUACGGUCCGCAAAUGGGGCAACAGGGACUGGCCGGAACCCACAGAACCGGCAGAAUGGGUUCCGGUAGUCACGGCGGACCGGGUGGUACCAGACCACAAGAUCCGUAUUACGAUCAAUCGGCGAACCAACGUGGCAGAAACGUCGUCUGCCGGGGUGGACGUGGAACGCAAGCCCAAGGUGGAGCCGGUCAUCCGUCGAGCAGCGGUCAACAGAUCAACAAGAGGAUCCGGUGGUUCGUCGCGUUGUUCGAUUACAAUCCGAAGAUCAUGUCUCCCAAUCCGGAUGCUUGCGAGGACGAGCUAUCAUUCUCCAACGGCGACACGAUCAAGGUCUACGGCGAGAAAGACGCGGACGGCUUUUAUUGGGGCGAGUGUCGCGGCAGGCAAGGUUACAUCCCUUGCAACAUGGUGCAAGAGAUCGACGACUCGAGCCAACCGGGUCACGGUCAAAGCGGGAGGAGAAGCAGAUGGGGAGACAUUUACGCCAGUAUGCCCGUCAAGAAGAUGAUCGCUCUCUACGACUACGACCCGCACGAGUUGUCCCCGAACGUCGACGCGCAAGUGGAGUUGACGUUUCGGGCCGGAAACGAGAUUUACGUUUACGGCGACUUGGACGACGACGGUUUCUAUAUGGGCGAAUUGAACGGCGUACGCGGUCUAGUUCCGAGCAACUUCCUCAGCGAAGCGGCCGACCAAUCGGCGCAGGGUCAACUUCCGCCGGGGAGCAGGAGACCGCCCGGUCAAAGCCAGGGACUCGGGGCGAGAGGGCCGCCUCCCCCGCCGCGGCAACCCCCGUUACCCGGACACCGACGAAGCGAAGAUGCCUGCAUUGUGCCUGUGUCUGUCCCUGUCUGUCACUUAGACUCUAGACAACAACAACAACAACCAUCACUAAUGAACAACCAACAACAUCAACUCCAACAUCAACAAAACAAUCCACCGCAUCUAGCGUACCAACAAGCGAAUCACCACAGCUACACGACUGUAACCACGUCCAACCAACAUGGGCCCACUCCCAUGGGUGCCCAUCAGCAAGGUCCCGUACCACUUCACCUUCAACAGCAGGGGAAGGGGAGGGCAGGCGUGAUCAAUCGUGGUAGCAACGCACCCGGAGGAAUGCAGGGCCCUGGGCAGCACAUGCAACAGCAACCGGACUAUCAACAGCAGCAGAGUCAGCCGUACCAGCAACAGCAACAACAGCCGAACCAACAGAAUCAAAGCUAUCAGCAGCAGCAACUCCAACAGCAACUACAGCAGCAGCUCCAGCAUCAGCAUCAGCAUCCGCAAGGUCAGGGCUACCAGCAGCAGGCCGCGGGAUUCGGCCAGCAAGGACAGCAGUUCCAGCAACCGCAGUCGCAGCAGCAGCAGCAGCAACAACAACAGCAACAACAACCGCAGCAGCAGCAACAGCAACCGAUUCAGAAUUCGACGAUGCAGAGCGGUCAGAGCACGAGCAAACCGAUGAGAGGAAUACCGACCGUGUUGCCGACCGUUCAGCCCAAGGCGCAGCAGAACCCCGUACAAGGCCAACAGCCGCAACAACAGCAGCAACAGCAACAACAGCAAAGCACAGGCCCGAAUCUGAUGCAGAAAUUCACGGAGAUCACCGGAGCGAGCACUGGCGGCGAUAUCCUCACGAAAGGGAAGGAACUGAUUUUCAUGAAGUUUGGCCUCAGCAAAUGAGCCAUUACCCUGCUCGUGUUCGCUGACUCCGCUUCCUUUCCCAUCCUCCUCCGUUUAUCCUACCGCUUUCGAUAGGACCCGGACGAGUCACUAUUACCCGAUUGCGGAGAAUCGAUGAUUACGCCCAAAAGCGAGCGAGACGCGCAGGCAGGAACCUACGAAAUGCGUCUCGUCCGAUCAGGUCUUCGCGAAUCACUCUCAAACGGCACGAUACGAUACGGCACGCCACGGUACGGUACGGUACGAUACGAUACGAUACGAUACGAUACGAUACGAUACGAUACGACACGAUACGAUACGAUACAGUACAAUACGAUACGAUACGAAACGAUGCGAUACAAUAACGGAAGAUAAGCUGGAACGCGAUGCGACGUGAUCCGAUGCGAUACAAACACAAAUACAAAUACGGAAUACAAAUACAAAACACAAACACGUGCGCUGCCACUGCUGCUGCUGCUGCUGCUGCUGCUAAUGGCAUCGAUGCUCUUGACCCUAUUAACGCUACCGAUCGCUUCGGUUCAUCGUUUCUUCGAUCGAAAAAAGUUUUAUUCGUAGAAGCGAACGGAGUCGAGUUUACACCUUUCCCGAGUCGUUUCUAUCUCGAAUCACGAGGCCAAUCUCCUUCCAGGCUGCGAGUCAACAAUCUUCUGGUCUAGUAUUUUUUAACGAUGUGUCGUUUGCGAACAUUAUUCAACGAAUCAAAUCCGUGAUCAGCGAUCCGCGAGCCAGCACGGAAGGUCAAAGAUCAGAUCGUCGCGGCUACUAUCGCAAACAGAAGAUCCGGCUCGAAAUCAGAUCGGAAUCUAGUAUUGCAAACAGAAGAUCCGGGGUCGAAACCAGAUCGUUGCUCGCAACGCGGCCGGUACGGUACUCCGUUUUUCUUCUUCGCUAAUCAUUCUCUUUUCGCGCGUUCUCCAUCACGUUCACGUACAAUGGUGACAAAACACAGAGUUCAAGAUACCGUUGAAAAUGAUUUUUGGUUCGCUGGCAGAUGUGACGUAUCUUAUUCCGAGAGUGUAUGUUAUCAUAGAAUAUUAUCAAUUGUAAAUAUCUGUUCAGGUAUACGAGUAAUCGACUAGCGGCCCGUCAAUUUGUCGAUUGACGUGAAACCGAACGAUUCUUGAUAGUUGACCGCGUUAAUCGCGAUUCAGCAACAGACACCGCGAUCCGAGGAGCUCGGCUUGACGAACGCGCGCGCGACAACGUCGCGAUCGAGCAGAAUCCGGGCGGAAUUCGUUUAAUCGCGAACAUUGAUUUUCCGAUAUUCUCUAUUCUAGAACAAAUUGUAGACGCUAACCGUAACGAACGUAAAAAUCGUAAACAUCGUAAGAAUCGUAAAGAUCGUAAAAAUCGUAAAUAUCGUGAAGAUCGUAAAAAUCGUAAAGGCCGUAAAAAUCGUGAAAAGAUAUUGUCUCUCAUAUUCCUACUCGUGAAUCUACUCGAGACGACGCCAGGGACGAUCGAGAUCCGGAACUCGGGAUCGAAAUUCGUGAUCCGACGUUUCGGAUGUUUCUUCGUGGAAGCAAGAGACUCGAACAAUUUCGCGACUCGGUUGAGAUCGCGCGAGGCCGGACAACCGCGACAUAACAGUAAAAACUUCGCGAAGAACUUUGUUAAUACAAGAUACCGUUCGAACAUGUAGCAUGUACAGCCCAGCCAGGCGCAAUCUAUCUAAUCCGGAAUGUUUAUAAUUUACCAAUUCCCGAAUCAAAUUGAACCGUAUUGUCGUGUUAACGUACAUAUAUACACACACGCGUACAGGCAUACACCCGAUACAUAGCUGUAUACAACCAUACAUACUUACAUACGCAUACGCACGUGCGCGAACGAAUUAGCUAAUUGAUGCACGUUGGACACGAUGGCGACUCGCGAUUUCUAUGCGCGAUCCAUCAUCAUCCUCUAACGGCACGGAAGACGCCGCGUAUCGUUUGUGAAACAACAGAGGGGCGGGGCGGGGCGGAGCGGGGCGGGGCGAUAAUAGGAACGAUGCAGAUGCAGAUGCGGAUGCAGAUACAAAUACAGAUACAGAUACAAAUACAAGUGCAAAAAAGCAAAUAUAGAUAUAUACGAGUACGUACAUACAAUCAUAUACAUAUGUAUAUGUAUACAUGUAUACGGAUACAGAUGCAUACCUGUACACGUGUGUUUGCGUGUACAAAUAGAUACGUAUGUAUAUGUACAAUGUACAUGUAUAUGUAUUGUGUAUUACGUGUAUGUAUACGUGUAUACGUAUUUAUACGUGUAUACAUGUGUACAUAUUAUAUCAAACUGUCGCAAAACAUUGUUACAUCGCCACUUGUAUUUUGUACACAAAUGAUCGUUGACCCUCGAUGGUUCUAUUAGUUUCGUCGCUACCGGCAGAUGCAUGUCCUGGUCGUGUGUUCCGUUAUAAUAUGUAGAUACACGUCGACGGCGAAAGGAGCUAAUCGAAUUUCAAACGAAUCUCGCCAGCAAUCGUUUCGAGUAGAACGAUAGAACUCGUCGGAAUCGUUACGACCAAAUAACCACGUAUACUCGUUCGCCUGUUGUUUGCCGCUUGAUUGCUACCGGUGACGGCAGCGUGCAAGCCGGCAACUUGCGGCGAUAUACGAGGAUAAAAGUAUACGAGAACCUUGGACUCCUUUCAUCGGUAACAAGACAAUUCGAAAUUGGUAUUCGCCUCGUUCCUGCAAUUCCAUUUGUUCCGCUCUAGCAUAUUCGUCCGUCACCGGUUGUAGUUUGUAACACCUGUUCGACGAUUCGGGUGACUUUUUUUACGAGUUCGCUACCUCGGAAACUUCUCUAACGGUGAAUCGUAAAAAAGCGAUCGAGACAUCCUGUCGGAGAUGAAGCGAGAACGUUUUCGUGGCUCUACUCAAUUCGGUGGAUCUGAUCCAACGAAACUGCUCGACAACACCCAAGUCGAACCGUUUUCGUUCGCUCGAGUUUUUGCUACGCGGUACGUGAAACCAGCAAUUUGUUGGCACGCGGGACGACCAGUUCACGAUUCAUGAUUCACGAAACUAGGAUGUUUAGUUGCCCAUCUUCGUCGUACGUUCGUUAGUCGGAUUUGAAUAGUGUCGUCGCCAAGCUAGCUCUCUCCGAGCAUUCGUGUACCCGCGAAAAACAGACCAAACCUAGUCGCGUCGCGUAACUUCAACUCCACGAAAUGUUUCGAAUAGCUUGUUUCGCCUCGACGACAUAGCUCCUAUCUGUUUCCAAGUGAACGAUCGACAAUUAUCACGAGCAACAUCGAGGAAAAUCAAAUAAAUUAUUCUCCGUUGGCCAAAUCA